Messenger RNA from Oppiella nova, 387 nucleotides. Lineage: Eukaryota; Metazoa; Arthropoda; Arachnida; Sarcoptiformes; Oppiidae. The record is from the annotation of a GenBank genome assembly.
CGCAAAUGAAUUAUAAUUUGCGAAACAACCUUGAUGCAUUGUGUAAAUAUGCAAUUAAAAACGAGUACAACUCGUGGAUAGAAAGUUAUCGUAUAUUCAUUCAAAUGAAAUUGUGUUCAGACGAUGUGAUUAAUUUAAUUGGCAAUGAUCUGGACCAAUUAUAGGUCAAUUCAAAUCCUGUUAUCAUUGCAGGCAAUGGUCUUUGAGGCGCCCUUUGACUAUCAGUUCCGGUAUUUGCCAUCAAUUGUCUCAUUUGUCGCGACCAUCGCUCCCAUCAUCACCACUACUGCAUCCAUACGACGACAUACCACUUAUUAUCCGUGUCUAUACAUGUUAUACACCCCCUCCCUGUCCACACCCAAUGAUGUCGAAAUGCACGACCCGUAG